Messenger RNA from Cuscuta campestris, 1060 nucleotides. NCBI's taxonomy places the organism in Eukaryota, Viridiplantae, Streptophyta, Magnoliopsida, Solanales, Convolvulaceae. The record is from the annotation of a GenBank genome assembly.
CGUGCAUUAGGUAUAAAUUUCCCCAUUUUUUCGUCAACCUUUACCUACUUUCUCAAAAUCUCCAAAAUGAGUGAAAUUGUUUCAAGUGUUCAAAUCAAUGCUCAACCCGAUGUUCAAGAUGGGUUCAAGGCUUACGCCGACCCACACAUCAUUGAGGGGAGAACCCUUAAACAAGAUGACAUCCCGGUUCCCGUUCUUGAACUAAUUCAAGAACAAGACCCUUCCAUUACUGCCGUAGUUGCUGGAAAAACCUUCGGAUUCAACACCCAAAACCUUUCUGAAUGGUUUCACCUAGAGCGUCAAGGAGUCUCCACCUAUUGCAAAAAGGGGUGGAUUACCGGCUCACGAGACUUUAACUCCGAUUCUUGCCUCCGAGUGCUAAACAACAUUGCUCUUAACCAUGUCUUUGAAGACCCGAACUACUUCCUUCAUAGGCCAAAUGUCCAAGACUUACCCACAAAUAGGUUCAUCCUUCUCAAAAUCCUCAAAGAAAAUGUCAUCCCGGUCCUUAACAAAGAUAAACAAGUUGGGGUUUAUGAAUGCACUCUUCUAUACUGGCUCCUCACUCACAAGAAAAUCAAUCUCCCUUCCAUCAUCCUAAAACACAUGUACGAAUGCUCCGAUCGCCAAAACAAACCCUAUGGCAUGCUUCUUACCCACAUCUUUGCCAAGAGGGAAAUUCUUGAGGUGCGCCCUUCUCGUGUCCGCUAUCUUGAUGCGGAAAGCCUUGGCUAUUGUGGCCUUGUGAAGAUUGGAGAAGAGUACUGCAUGAAGAAGGAGUUUCAAAAUCUUGAUGAAGCUACACGAGCAGAGUAUGGCGCCAUCUACUUCACGAGCACCCCAGGCCGACGCCGAAGAAAAUACCAACACGGAUGUCCCCGUUCGUGCUCCUAGGGUCAAACGCUCAAAGUCGGCGUCUCAUGCUUCUUCGGCCUCUCUCUUGCACCGUCACUCUCAAAUGGCUUCCACUUCCAAAAACCCCUUCAAGAAGUUCAAGAAAUUCAUCCUCAAGACCGUAGUGGCUCCGAUGAAGAAAAUUCAAGAAAGACUUGAUGACCUC